Messenger RNA from Acaromyces ingoldii, 817 nucleotides. RefSeq lists its product as hypothetical. Gene Ontology annotation, cellular component: preribosome, large subunit precursor. Gene Ontology annotation, biological process: ribosomal large subunit assembly. The record is from RefSeq and is a predicted model, not a curated record. The coding region runs from base 53 to 781 and encodes 242 amino acids. Lineage: Eukaryota; Fungi; Basidiomycota; Exobasidiomycetes; Exobasidiales; Cryptobasidiaceae. The transcript has a single exon.
GAGUCCACCGUCGCAUUCUCGGUCUUUCAAGAGACCACUCACUCAUCUGAAGAUGCCGCCAAAGGCCAAGAGGCGGCGCGCGCGCAAGGCCCGGACGGCCGCCGUUGUCUCUGACUCGUCGUCUUCUGACUCGGACUCGUCUUCUUCGUCGUCGUCGUCUAGCUCAGCUGUGAGCGGCGGCGUAUCAGAGGCCAAGGUCAAGGCGGUACGUGCAGCUUCCGCGGCCUCGUCAUCGGCCUCGUCAUCGUCGUCGAGCAGCGAAGAAGAGGAAGAGGAGUUUGAAGGAGAAGAGCAGGUACGACGCAAGCGGAUGAGGCGGGGUCAGCCGUCGCCGAUGCCGAGUCUGUCCGAGGAGCGCUUCUGGUCCGACAACGAUGACGAUGACGAAGAGGGGAGAUGGAGGAGGAGUCGAGGGCCGAUGCGCAGGGAGCGCCUGCCGUUUGACUCGCACGCCCUCCGGCUGCUGGAAGCGUCCAGGGCGAAGCGACGGGGCGUCGAGGCGACACUGGCACAGAAAGAAAAGGAGGAGCAGGAGCAGGAGCGGCGGCGGCAGCCGGGCAAGCAGGAGCAGGAGGAGGCGUUUGAGUCCAUGUACAUGCGCGCAGUCGUGGGCGAGUACGCAGAGGAGCUGGAUGCGAUCCGGAGAAAGGAGCCCGGGCUGGGCGACGCCGACGACGGCGGGCGGAUGGGCCUCCUCAUCGACGCCCUCAAGGCUGGCAGCGAGCUCUUUUCGCGCAGCGACCCCGACGAGGUGGCGCUCGUCAUGGGUGACCGCUUGUAGCAGUAGUAGCCAAUUGAUCAUAACCGGACUGUCUCU